AUGUCAACAGCUGAUCUUGAUCAUCAAAUAGAGCAGCUUCGAAGGUGCGAGUACAUCAAAGAAUCAGAAGUGAAGCAGCUAUGUCUAAGAGCCAGAGAAAUUCUAGCUGAAGAAAGCAAUGUUCAGCCUAUCAACGCUCCAGUUACUAUUUGUGGGGACAUACAUGGACAAUUUCAUGAUCUCUGCGAACUUUUCUUAGUAGGCGGCGAACUGCCUAUUACAAAUUAUUUAUUUAUGGGUGACUUUGUUGAUAGAGGCUUAAAUAGCAUCGAAACAUUUUUGCUUUUGCUAGCAUUAAAGGUCAGAUAUCCAGACAGAAUUACGCUCAUCAGAGGAAAUCAUGAAAGCAGACAAAUUACGCAGGUCUAUGGAUUUUAUGAUGAAUGCUUAAGAAAGUAUGGAUCAGUCAAUGUAUGGAGAUACUGCACUGAGGUCUUUGACUAUUUGGCAUUGGCUGCACUGAUUGAUGAUAGGAUUUUUUGUGUCCAUGGAGGGCUGAGUCCUACAAUACAAAGCAUUGAUGAAAUUAGAGCAAUUGAUAGGAAGCAAGAAGUUCCGCAUGAAGGGACGAUGUGUGAUUUAAUGUGGUCAGACCCUGAAGAAACUAAUGGCUGGAGUAUAAGUCCUAGAGGAGCAGGCUGGCUAUUUGGAAGAGAUAUAGUAUCGAAAUGGAAUAAUGAAAAUAACAUUGAGCUUAUAUGCCGAGCACAUCAGCUUGUAAUGGAAGGCUACAAAAUUAUGUUUAAUGACACUCUAGUUACAGUCUGGUCUGCUCCUAAUUAUUGUUAUCGAUGCGGUAAUGUCGCUGCGAUUUUAGAGCUAGAUGAGCAUUUAAACCGUUCUUACAAAACUUUUGAAGCUGCCCCUGCUGACGCAAGAGACCCUCCUAAUAAAAAUCCAGUAAUGGACUAUUUUCUUUAA
This is a messenger RNA of Blepharisma stoltei, 921 nucleotides long. Lineage: Eukaryota; Ciliophora; Heterotrichea; Heterotrichida; Blepharismidae. The record is from the annotation of a GenBank genome assembly.